Messenger RNA from Sceloporus undulatus (fence lizard), 4260 nucleotides. RefSeq names its product SAS-6 centriolar assembly protein (gene SASS6). Gene Ontology annotation, cellular component: centriole; centrosome. Bases 56 to 2011 code for a protein of 651 amino acids. NCBI's taxonomy places the organism in Eukaryota, Metazoa, Chordata, Lepidosauria, Squamata, Phrynosomatidae. The record is from RefSeq and is a predicted model, not a curated record. The transcript is spliced from 17 exons. Gene Ontology annotation, biological process: centriole replication.
CUCCUCCUCCUUUGCUCUCAGCGGGAGAGCGGCGCCAAACUCAAAGGAGCCCAAGAUGGCGGCGGAGACUCUCUUCAGUCAGUUGGUGCCUGUCCAGGUCAAGGGCCAGGGAGGCCACGACAGGAGAAUAAAUGUUCGUGUGAGUAUUGAACUGCAAUCAACAACAAAUCCCAUUCAUAGAAAGGAUUUAGUUGUUCGGCUAACUGAGGAUUCUGAUCCCUUUUUUCUAUAUAAUCUUGUUAUUUCUGAGGAAGAUUUUCAAAGCUUAAAACUCCAGCAGAGUCUUCUGGUAGAUUUUUCUGCUUUCCCUCAGAGAUUUAUAGAUCUUCUGCAGCAUUGUAUCCAAGAACAAAAUAAAGACAUCCCAAGGUUUUUGCUACAGUUGAUUUCAUCAGGAUCAAGUUUAGAUCAUGCGCCAUCUUUUUUAAACGUGGUUGAGACCAAUCCAUUUAAACAUCUUACCCACUUGUCCCUAAAAUUUUUACCAGGAAAUGAUACCGAAAUCAAGAAGUUUUUGGCAACCUGUCUGAAAUGUGUUAAGGAAGAAAAAUUGCAGCUGGAACAAAAACUUAGCAAAACAGAAGAGGAUCUUAAGAGACAGCUGAGUUACACCCAGCAGAGUUUAUCAGAAAAAAGCAGGGAACUGGACAAGUUAAGAAAUGAUUUGACAUCCAGAACAGCAUCACUAACUAGCAAGCAUAAUCAGGAGUUGGCAUACGAAAAGGAAAAAGCUCUCCAGACACAAGUGCAAUAUCAACAACAGAAUGAGCAACAGAAAAGGGAUUUGGAAAGCUUGCAUCAGAAAACUGUCCAGCAGCUGCAGACCAGGUUAAAUGAGCUGGAAAUUGCAAACAAGGAGUUAAUGGAAAAGAGAUACAAAGGAGAUUCCACAGUCAGAGAACUUAAAUCCAAACUGUCUGGCAUAGAAGAUGAAUGCCAGAGAGCAAAGCAAGAGGUUUUGUCACUACGUCGAGAGAAUGCUACCCUAGAUGCUGAAUGCCAUGAAAAGGAAAAACAAGUUAAUCAACUGCAGAUGCGAGUUGCAGUUUUAGAACAGGAAAUCAAAGAUAAGGACCAGCUAGUUAUGAAGACAAGAGAAGUAUUGGAUGUAACACAAGAGCAAAAGGCGAGCCUGGAAGAAAAUACAGAAAAGAAACAAAUUGAGAUAGGAAAAUUAGAAGGAACCCUGAAGUCCUUAUCAGCUGAACUUCUUAAGGCCAAUGAAAUAAUAAAGAAAUUGCAAGGAGAUGUCAAAACUUUAAUGAACAAGUUAAAACUCAAAAAUACGGUAACAAUCCAGCAAGAAAAACUCCUGGCUGAAAGAGAAGAAAAAUUGCAGAAGGAGCACAAGGAGCUACAACAGGCAGAAAGUACUCUUCGGGGAAAAGAACAAGAGGUGUGCAGAUUACAGGAACAAUUAGAAACUACAGUGCAGAAACUGGAAGAAAGCAAACAGCUUCUCAAAACCAAUGAAAAUGUCAUCACAUGGCUAAAUAAGCAACUGAAUGAAAUUCAGAUGACAAGAAAGCAAGAUAUGUUAGGAACAUCUACUUCUCCUAGCAACAUAACGACGAGAACUGGCAGUUCACCUCACAGUAUGGCUGAUAGUAGAAUCCCUUUUUUGGGCUCAGGGUUGAGUUAUCCCAUCUCCCCUUUGCUACCUUUUCAAAACUUCCCAGACACAGCAUUUGUCAAAAGCACCAAUCAGCAGGCUUUGGGAGCAAAGCAGGUUCAGUUCAACAUGCAACUUCAAGAAACCAACAAAUGUCCAGAAGCACAGCCAGGAAUCCCUGUGUUGGGGAAUCAUUCAACAAAUAAAGAAAAUGGUGAAAACCUGGGAUUGGAUGCAAAGUAUCUGAAGAAAAGGGAGGAUAGUAUUCCUUUACGUGGGCUCAGUCAAAAUACAUCUCACAACCCAGCAGGACAACCAAAGUCAACGGCACUGAAAAACACACAGAUACCAUCCAAACCUGGAGCACUUUCUAGAACCUCUGCUUAUUUUCCUGGAUAACAGAUAAAACAUUUUACUAUAAUAAAUGUGUUAUGAGCAGUUUUGAAUUCUUGAUUAUUAAUGUUCAAGUACAUUCACUAAAGUACCAACGUUAAAUUUCAAACAUUGAAAUUCAAAGAUUUUUCUACAAUUUAAUAUCAAGAAGCUAGCAUUUACCUGAAAUAUUUUAAACAUAUUUUAUGUAAAUCGUUAGUGUACCAUCACUGACUUCAAACAUAUGGACUAUAAUUGGUUAUUAAGUAAUAACCAGCUAUUGAAGUUGUGUACUUGAGAAUAUAAAGGGACUUGCUUUCGAUAGCCAUUAUCAAAGGUGCCAUCAUAAAAGACUUACAGUUGUUCUCCCAUGCCAGAGACUGCUUCUGGAACAAGCACCUCAGAGGGUAAAAAAACCCACCCUUAUCUAGGAAGUCUUCAUCUUUUUCUGUGAAGCCUGUCAAAGCCAUGUUGUAUUUUUGUCUUUAAAACUUUCAUCACAUGCUCGGAGUUAUCAACCUUGACUCAUCACUAAUAUAACUAUACCAAGAAUAACUUUACAGACAUUUAUUUUUAAUGGCAAGUUUACAAAUGUAGGCAAUGCGUAGUGGUACAACCACCUGGCCAAACUGUAAAUCUUCAGUCUGCAUGUCUGGAACCUACAGUUUGACCACGUGACUGCACUGUUUAAAUGUCAACAUUUUCUGAGUGCAUGAGCAGAAAAACAUUAAAUGAAUGUAUAACUGUUAGAUUUCUAAACUUCAAUAUUUAUAGUUUGGAAAUGAGUCCAGCUCAGUGGAACUGCUCAGUAACAUGGUUUAGGAUUGAGGUGGAAAACCAUCUUGGGAUUUGUGAAUGUGGUUAAUUUUGUGUGAUAUUAAAGAAGAGUAGCUAGUUUUUUUGUCUGGUAUUAAAAAAGCAAUACUUAAAAUUGCUGAAUUCAGGCUUUAAAAUGCCAAAAACAAAGCACUUAAAAGUUGUAUGGAUGUGUGGCUGUUUAGAUGUUGAUAGAUCGCAGCUCCCUUCAGGCCUAGCUAGCAUAACCAAUGGGGAGUAAUGCUGGAAGUAACAUAGAGAGUGUUGUAUGUUUUCCCAUCCCUGCCAGAUUUUGCUAAAAUGUUUGCAUCUGCUAUUUGUGCUGAAUUUAGUACAGUUCACUGCAGAAUUUUAAAGGGUUUUUAGCAUUUAAUUUUGAAAUAUAUAGGGCAAAUUAAACAUUCUGUCUGGAGACUAGUCUGUAGCGUAGUAGCAGGUGUUCAGCAUUUGAAUCAAAGCAUAGGAUGAUAUACAUUUUUUCUGCUAAUAAGUCUUGCUUUUAACUCUGGAAUGUCUUAAAAGUGAUACCGGAGUUGGAGAUUAUGUCACUAUGCAUUAUAUAAAAUUAUUUAUUCUCCUUGAAGAACUUCUGUACAGAGGCCAGAUCCUGGCUUGCACCUUGCACCUUUAUUCUUGCUGGAGUCCACCAUUUCCUUUAAGUCGCUAAAGAAGUCGCUCCUGAAAACUGAGACUCUGGAGUAGCAUGUGAGAAGACAUCAGAGGCUUGAAAGGGGGGGGGGGUAAAUGGGGCAAUCUCUGAUUAUUUUGAUCAUGCUGCCUUCUCCAGCAGGAAGCCUAUUAAAUUGUGGCUUCGUUUGCAAACGUAAGGGCUUCUUCCAUUUGUCAAGGGGCAUGUUUGGAUCCCACCCACUGAAAAAUGAGUGGAAAUCAGCAAGAAUUUAUAGAGCAUCGACCAGUUUUAAGUGCUUUGGGUUUGCAUUGAAAUCAGUGAAGAUUUGAGCACCUUUUAACUCUGCUUAACAUCUGUGGAGUUUCAAAGUAUGGGGGCUGGAAAAUGCCCAUCCUUCAUUCAUUCUCAUUUUGGCACCUGAUUUUGCUCAUGUUCAGUUCUUUAGAUUGUGUUCCAGACAGAACUGGCAUAACUAUAUUAAGAUUUUGUCAAGUAGGUAUUUUGGUGAUUCUCACACCUGUAUACUAUGAAUGCUAUUAUACUAUGUGGUUUAAAAGUAAGCAAAAUUUAGCUAUUUUGGUUCACUUUCAAAUAUUUUAUAAGCAGGUGAUAUUAGAAUCUUAAUAACCUGCCUAUUUUUUUACACAGGUAAAAUUGUGAUCCUGUAUAUUUUUGACAAAUGUAAAUAUAACUGAAAUCUUAUGUACAGUUGAAUCUUUUGCCGUGUAAAAUUUGUACAUUUGUCUAUAAUCAGAAUGCAGUGCUCAUAUUUAUAUCUAAAUGCUGUUGUCAGUAAAUUUUCAAAUAAAAGGAAAGUUAAUUUCCAUCA